AUGUUAGUCAAGACAGUUUGCACUGUCCUAGCUGCUUCUCACUUGGUAGCAUCUUGGUCGGUACAACAUCUUUUUGAACAGGAACUACCGUUACAUGAGAAACCAAGUCCACAAAUUCGAGAUUUAGAGACAGGCCAGUUGAAUUUCUUACAUACUACUGAUACACAUGGCUGGCUUGGAUCACAUCUUUUGCAAUCUGUGUAUGAUGCAGAUUGGGGGGAUUUUAUAAGUUUUGCCUCCUACUUUAGACACAGACGCUUACAAAAAGACCAAGAUUUAAUUAUAGUAGAUACUGGUGAUAAGCACGAUGGUAAUGGAUUGAGUGACGCUACUAGUCCCAAUGGUAUCGAAACUACCAAAAUCUUCAACGAGCAAGAUUAUGAUUUAUUGACUUUGGGCAAUCACGAACUUUACACUCCUGACAAUACGCUAUUGGAAUAUUACGCUACAGUUCUUUCACCUAAAUUUAGGGAUAAUUACGUCUCCAGUAAUGUAGAAUUUGUGAAAAAGGAUGGCACUAGGGUACCAUUUGGUAACAAAUACAGGGCUUUUCGUACUGAAAAGAAUGGUCUUAGAAUCCUAGCACUUUCGUUUUUAUUUGAUUUCAAAAGGUUUAACGAGAGAGCAGUAGUAACACCUGCAUUGGAAGAAAUCAAACAGCCGUGGUUUCAUGAGCUAACAAAGGAGAAGUAUCCUGAAGGUUCAGUGGAUUUAGUACUGGUAUUUGGUCACAUGCCAGUAACAGAUAUCGCCAACCGAGAAAUCAAUAAGUUACAUGAACAAUUAAGACAAUUAUAUCCGAAUACAAUCAUACAAUACUUUGGUGGUCAUUCUCACAUUAGAGAUUUUGUGGAGCUAGAUUCAAAAUCUACUGGUAUACAAAGUGGAAGAUUUGCGGAAACUUUGGGGUUCCUGUCGAUCGAUUAUGUUAACAGUGAUUCUCCUCAUUUCUUUAGAAGCUAUUUGGAUUUUAGUAAAAAAUCUUUUGCUCAUCAUUUGAAGUUGGAUCAAUCACCCACUACCGAUAAGGGAAUCCGCGUCUCUAAUUUAACUAAGGCCUUGAGACAAAAAUUAAAUCUUGAUGCACAACUGGGUUAUGUGCCUCAUACGUACUACAUGUCAUCGAAGCCAAUGGAUUCUGAUGAAAAUUUGUACCAUUUGUUGACAACUGAAGUCUUACCAAGGUUACAUUCCAAAGCCACCAAUGAUUCGGUAAGCCGGUUUAUCCUCAUGAACACGGGCGCUGUCAGAUACGAUUUACAUGAGGGUCCCUUUACACUGGAUACGGAGUUUAUCGUUUUGCCAUUCUCUAAUGACUGGCUCUAUCUAGAGCUACCACUAAGAGUGGCUUCGCAUAUUGCUGAGUAUUUGAACAAAGGACCAGUAAUUGCAUCCUUGAAUCCUCCCCAUAUAGCAGCAGCGGCAGCAAUGGCUGCUGCAGAAAUGGACACUUCGGCGGUUAGACGGACUUUAAAGAGAAAGAGAUGUCCCAGAACUGACCAACCAUUUUUGACUCCAGGACUUACUACGUCUGACGAUUACGGUUGUGAUGGGGAUGAUACGCCUCACAACACACUUGAUGAAUUUCCAAUUCCCAACGUUGUACAGAGCGAAGAACUAGUCUCUGAAGAUCCUGAUAGUCUUGUUCACUUUGUAUUUUACAGUUUCCUAAAACCUUACGUCUUGGAAGCUGUUAGUGCACUGACAGAAGAAGGUUUGUAUCAAGAUUUACAUUGUAAGCAUUACGGAGGUGAGUCAACAAAGAAACUGCUGGAGGAAUUCAUCAAGGAUACGUCAAGAUAG
This is a messenger RNA of Zygosaccharomyces rouxii, 1803 nucleotides long. RefSeq names its product Smn1p (gene SMN1). Gene Ontology annotation, cellular component: cytosol. NCBI's taxonomy places the organism in Eukaryota, Fungi, Ascomycota, Saccharomycetes, Saccharomycetales, Saccharomycetaceae. The transcript has a single exon. Gene Ontology annotation, molecular function: hydrolase activity. Gene Ontology annotation, biological process: nucleotide catabolic process. The record is from RefSeq and is a predicted model, not a curated record. The coding region runs from base 1 to 1803 and encodes 600 amino acids.